CCUCAGCAGUUACGACACCACCGCUAUCUUACAACAUCACGACAACCCAAAUCCACCGCCGCCUCACCAACCUUCCUCCAUCUCCGAACGAACCCGACCCAAUCGACCUCACGACGCUACGACAAUACCUCUAUCAUGCCUGCCACCACUGCAGAGACCCUGUCUCUCGUUCAGCGGAAUGUCUCCGUUGCCCCUCUCGUGCUUCUUUCCGUUGUCGACCACUACAACCGCGCAGUAGUCAAGGGAUCGAAACGUAGAGUGGUGGGUGUUCUUCUGGGUUCAAAUGAUGGCAACAACGUCCGCGUAUCGAACAGUUUUGCAGUGCCCUUCGAGGAAGAUGACAAGGACCCGUCAGUGUGGUUCUUGGACCACAACUAUGUCGAGGGAAUGAACGACAUGUUUAAGAAGGUCAACGCAAGGGAAAAGCUGAUCGGCUGGUACCACUCUGGCCCCAAGCUGAGGGCGUCCGACCUCGAGAUCAACGAGCUGUUCAAGCGCUACAACCCCAACCCUCUCCUAGUCAUUAUUGAUGUCCAGCCGAAGGAGGCUGGCGUGCCGACGGACGCAUACUUCGCUGUGGAGGAGAUCAAGGAUGACGGCACUACCACGUCACGAACCUUCGUCCACACCCCGUCGAUCAUCGAGGCCGAGGAAGCAGAGGAGAUUGGUGUCGAGCACCUUCUCCGCGACAUCCGCGAUGUUGCAGUCGGAACUCUCUCGACGAGAAUAACAAACCAGCUCCAAUCCCUUCAAGGAUUGCAUCUCCGCCUCCGCGAUAUUGGCGCAUACCUCCAGAAGGUUCUUGAGGGCCAGCUCCCCGUCAACCACGCUAUCCUCGGCAACCUUCAAGACGUGUUCAACCUCUUGCCUAAUCUGUCGACGCCAAAGGGUGACGGAAAGUCGAGCGGCGGCGAGCUGUCUCAUGCCAUGAGUAUUAAGACCAACGACCAGCUCAUGGCUAUCUACCUUAGCAGUCUGAUCCGCGCCAUCACAGCCUUCCACGACCUUAUUGAAAACAAGAUCCAGAACCGGCAGCAGGCUGAAGAGAAGGAGGCCAAGAAGGACGAGGUGAACGGAAAGGACGAGAAGAAGGAUGAGAAGGCUAAUGGUGUUAACGGCGAGAGCAAGGAGACCUCCGACAAGGACAAGGAGGCCAAGGAGAAGAAGAAAUAGACAACUACGCGGUGACGUAGCGGAUGGGAGGGAACAGACACACAACGAGACUCAAACACGGGAACGGAUACCCGCGAUAGACAUUGGGGCGUGGGCAUGUCAUAAUAUCUCGGCGUCCAGGAGGGCAGGCCGGGGGGAACAGGCAUAUUCGCAACAAAAGUGUGUGCCUUGUACAAUGAUAGCAUGUUUUGGCUGAUGAUUCU
This is a messenger RNA of Colletotrichum destructivum, 1376 nucleotides long. RefSeq names its product Putative 26S Proteasome non-ATPase regulatory subunit 7/8, MPN domain-containing protein. NCBI's taxonomy places the organism in Eukaryota, Fungi, Ascomycota, Sordariomycetes, Glomerellales, Glomerellaceae. The transcript is spliced from 3 exons. The record is from RefSeq and is a predicted model, not a curated record. Gene Ontology annotation, cellular component: proteasome complex; proteasome regulatory particle. Gene Ontology annotation, molecular function: metallopeptidase activity; protein binding. The coding region runs from base 136 to 1173 and encodes 345 amino acids. Gene Ontology annotation, biological process: proteasome-mediated ubiquitin-dependent protein catabolic process.